Messenger RNA from Oryzias melastigma (Indian medaka), 1621 nucleotides. RefSeq names its product presenilins-associated rhomboid-like protein, mitochondrial. The record is from RefSeq and is a predicted model, not a curated record. Lineage: Eukaryota; Metazoa; Chordata; Actinopteri; Beloniformes; Adrianichthyidae. Gene Ontology annotation, cellular component: membrane. Gene Ontology annotation, molecular function: serine-type endopeptidase activity.
AGAAAAUUCCGAGCUUCUAGGAACGUCCCUGAAUGCAGCACUAAAAGUGGGAGUGGCUUCUACGAGAGGUCAUAACAACAAUCAUGGCGUGGAGGGGAUGUCUUGUGAAAUGGUCCAGAAUAGAGUCCAUUAAAUCCCAGAACACGAUAACUAGUAGCUCAAGGUUCAACCCUUACCACCAGCAGAGGUUUGGUUUCCGUCGAGAAGCGAAAAGGUCGGACACCAAAAGGGGCAAUGAGACCCAAGAACCAAAAGCCUCGCCUCCUGAGCCGGGUACGCCCGUAUCCCAACCUCCACCCAAAAUCCGAAGGCCGAGUCUCCUCAGACCGUUGAUGUUCACCGUUGGGUUUACAGGCUGCUCCUUUGGCGCGGCGGCCAUUCUGCAGUACGAGACCCUCAAGUCAAGAGUCCAGGCUGCAAAAGAUGGAGAAGAGUUAGAAAAACUCGUGAUGGGCUCCCAGGAUAUGGCAUAUUGGCACGACUGGUGGAACCAGCUCUCCGGUCUGCAGCGACAGGCCCUCCUCCUCAUGUCUAUGAUAGAUGAUUUUUGGAGCAGCCUAACAGAAGGCCAGAAGGCGGUCACUGGCAUUAUUGCAAUAAACACUGCAGUUCUUUGCUGCUGGCGGAUCCCAUCACUGCAGAGAAGCAUGAUCAAAUACUUCACGUCAAACCCAGCUUCUAAAACGCGAUGCCUUCCUAUGAUCCUGUCCUCCUUCAGCCACUACUCCAUUAUCCACAUGAUGGCUAACAUGUAUGUCCUAUGGACAUUUUCCUCUGGAAUCGUCUCUCUUUUAGGAAAAGAGCAAUUUCUUGCAGUUUAUCUUUCUGCAGGUGUGAUUUCUACAAUGGUUAGUUACGUUUGUAAAACAGCCACAGGGCGAUUCCAUCCAUCAUUAGGAGCGAUGCAGCUCACCUUGGUGGAGCUCUGUUUGGAGUAUGGUACGUUGCAUACGGUCACAAACUGAUCUGGAGAAAAAGGGAACCUCUAGUGAAACUCUGGCACGACAUCCGUUCUCCGGGCUCUAAGGGAUCCAAACCUGGUUCUGGUGGAGGAUCUGGACACCCAUAAAACUCUGCAAGAGCCCAGAGAUCCAAAACGUACUUCUGAAUAUGCAAAGACUUUGUUUUCUUCAGUGACGUAAAGUGGGGGUUCACUCGUGUGAGAGAACGCCGUUUCAAUCCAAAUUUGUUUGAAUACUGUUUUUUUUUUUUUUUUUCCAGAGUUUUCUGUCUCUGAGUUGCAACUUAACAGGUUUUUUGUGGCGAUGGACAAUGGAAACAGUGGUUCAAUAAAGAACAAUUUGGUUGAGUCAAACUUUUGGUGCUAAAAAGCCAAACUUCAUGCACCCCAUUUUUCUGUUUCUACUGUUCUCAUGUCCAGUCAGUGUUUGGCUUUGAGUGUGAAGCAUGACUAAGUAAGAAUGCUUGAAGUUGUUUAGGUUUUCAAUUCAGUUUUGAUGAUUUUUUUCCAUCCCAAAUGAUUUCUUAAGGUUGAUUACUUAAACGAGUCAAGAAACUUUUAAAUGGAAGUUGAUGUGGCGACAUAAGAAAAAGAUGUUUAAUGCAUGUCGAUGCAUUUGCAACUAUUUUUAACUCCUUAAUAAAAAUUUAAAUAUUCUCA